AUGACCCUGGCGAGGUAUGACCUCUACCACCCAGGAAGUGUUCCCAUGAUUCCUGAUCCUGUAGAACUCAUCGAUGAUCAUGGAGAAUUUCUGGUGUACAGUGGUGGUAGUCGAGACUUCAGUGCAAGUGGGAGUGACUCCUCAACUAGUCUCCUACAAAGCGUUAGAACUGAUGUAACUUUGACAACUGAGAAGUCAUCAGCUCAGCAGCAGCAUCUUCGUAUCCCUCGUCGAUACUCUUCUCAGAUGGUUUCGGGUGUUGGGGUCGCUAGUUCUUCUGCUGCUAAGGGGAUCGUCGUUGUGGAGUUAUCCUCUAGUUGGGGUCAUCGCGUUUGUGAGGCUGAAGCUAUCAUCCGGCCGCGUUUGACGGUUUAUGUUCCGAGAGCUGUGCCUUAUCGGGAGUGGUCGGUGUUGGAAGGAAUGCAGCUAGCUGAACCUGAGUUCAGUAGUACUAGAGGAAUCGACAUGAUCCUGGGGGUGGAUGUGUACUCGCAGAUUAUCCAGCCUGGGUUGAGGAGGGAGACCUUAGAUCAGCUAAUCGCACAACAAACUUCGUCGGGUUGGAUUCUGUCUGAGAAGGUGACGAUUCCGAGGCUGGAGCUCAUGGGAGCAUCUUUGUUGUCACGUCAUAUGGUAUCAGUUUGUAAGGCUUUGGAGAUAGAUGAUUUGGUGGUGAAUUUGUGGACAGAUUCAUCGGUAGCUUUGACGUGGAUCAAGUCUGAUCCCGCAAGAUACAAACAAUUCGUUAAAAAUCGUGUGUCGGAGAUUCAGCGUCUGAUGCCUCAGGCUAACUGGACGCAUGUCCCUGGGGAGGAUAAUCCUGCGGAUCUGGUGUCGAGAGGAGUGUCAAGCAAGAAGCUCGUCAGUAGUCAGCUUUGGUGGACUGGUCCACGAUGGUUAAGUCAAUCUGAGUCUUGUUGGCCGGAGCAGAGGUUCGCUGUUAAUGAUUCUGAGAGUUUGGAGAGGAAGAAUGUGGAUGUGCAUGCAGCUUGCGUUGGUGCUGGUUCAGAGUAUCAGUCUUGGGAUCUCGUUGGGAGAUACAACUCAUUGAGGGAGCUGUUAGCUCCUAGUGAGAUCGACGAGGCUAGGGUGUUCUGGAUCCGGGAGACUCAGGCUGAGUAUUUUUAUCAGGACGUCAAGAAGCUUAGAGAAACGAAGUUUCAGAAAUCGUCUCUGGAGGGGGAUUUUAAGCAUCCUGUGAUACUGCCAUCCAGUUCCAAAUUUACUGAGCUUGUUUUGAUGGAGGCUCAUCGUCAGACCUUCCAUGGGGGAGUUCAGGUGAUGCAGACACUUCUAAGGAGGAAAUAUCGGAUUCUUGGUGAGACGAGGCCAGUGAAGAGCUUCAUAUUCAGGUGCGUGAUCAGCACUCGUCAUCGUGGCACUGUGGCCAAGCAGCUGAUGGCAGUGCACAUCGAAUGGGUGACGGACUACAGCAUGGAGGGAUUCUUGGCUUUCUACAGGAGAUUCUCAGCUAGGCGUGGUAUCUGUGAGACGAUCACGAGUGAUCGUGGUACCAACUUGGUGGGAGCUGAUCGGGAACUAAGGAGGUUGUUCGAUGCUACCGGUCGGGAAGCUCGGGAAAUUGCUCAAAGCGUAUCCAAGGAUGGAACUAAGUGGAUUUUUGAUCCUCCGAGAGUUCCUCAUCACGGAGGGAAAUCGGAAGCGGCGGUCAAGUCGGCUAAAUUUCAUCUAAAACACGUGAUUGGGGAAGCUACUCUGACAUAUGAAGAGCUGACGACGUUGCUUACGUAA
Messenger RNA from Diachasma alloeum, 1752 nucleotides. RefSeq lists its product as uncharacterized. NCBI's taxonomy places the organism in Eukaryota, Metazoa, Arthropoda, Insecta, Hymenoptera, Braconidae. Bases 1 to 1752 code for a protein of 583 amino acids. Gene Ontology annotation, molecular function: nucleic acid binding. The record is from RefSeq and is a predicted model, not a curated record. The transcript is spliced from 6 exons.